AUGGCGCACCGCUCGAGAAGCUCGCGAGACUACCCCGACGGCUCAAGGCACCGCUCGUCGCGCGACCGAGGAUAUACCAGCGAGAAGCCACGCUCCGUCCCUCCCUCCGAUCGCCGUGACAGGCGCGGCUCGUCUCUGCCACAGUACAACCACAAUGGACACAAGGUGACCCCCGGCCUUCACCCCGAGGGCGAAAGUGGCCGCAGGGGUUUCAACCCGGUCAAGUUCCUGGUCAUCAGCGGCAGGAGUAGCAGCACGAUGUCUAUGCUAGUGAACUGCCUAUGGCCCAUUGUACCUGUAGCAAUUGCACUGCACUUUGCGAGGCCCGAAUGGCAUCUAGCGAUCUUCAUUACCAACUACAUUGCCAUGCUUCCUGCAGCCAACUUGCUCGGUUUCGCUGGCCAGGAGUUCUCGCGCAAGAUGCCAAACAAGGCCUUUGCUGUCGUUCUCGAGACAACAUUCGGUUCCGUUGUCGAAGUUAUCCUGUUCAUGGUCUUGCUCAAAACCUCCAACGGCGACUCAAACGUGCAGGUUAUCAAGGCUGCUAUAUUGGGGUCUAUCUUGGCCAACCUGCUCCUCUGCCUUGGUACCUGUUUCAUUGCCGGUGGUGUCAAGCAUGACGUCCAAGAGUUCCAUAGUGCUGUCUCUGAGAACGGUAGUGGCUUGAUGCUCGUAGCUGCUACCGCGCUCGUACUUCCCGCUGUCUUCUACGCAUACCUCUUCCAAAACCCCGAUUACGAACAGACUGUUGAUAUCGCCUAUAACACUCGACUGAUAUCCCGUGGUGUCGCCAUCAUCUCCAUCGUUGGCUACCUGGUCUACUUGUAUUACCAGACCGUAUCCCACGAUGGGUUGCUCCAUGAGAUCUACGAGGCAGACGACCACAAGGACAAGGACCGCCACGAGGAAUUGGCUAAGCCCAAGCUUACCCUAACCGAAGUCAUCGUUGCUCUUCUCGUCUCACUGGCCUGCGUUGCACUCGUCGCUAUCUUCCUCGUCCUCGAAAUCCCGCAUAUAGUAGAGCGAGGAGUUAGUGACUCCUUCGUCGGACUUAUCCUUAUCCCGCUGGUUGAGAAGAUCGCCGAGCACCUCCUCGCCAUUGACGAAGCCUAUGACAAUCAGAUCAACAUGGCCCUUGCCCAUGUUCUCGGUGCCUCUAUUCAGACUGCCCUGUUCAACGCACCCCUUGUGGUACUGGUUGGUUGGGGUAUUGGUGUCGGCAUGGACUACAACUUCGCCAUCUUCGACGCUGUUGCCCUGGUUUUGGCGGUCCUGGCGGUUGGCUCAUUCCUCCGCGACAGAAGCUCGAACUACCUGGAGGGUGUACUCUGCGUGAUGACGUACGUCAUCAUCGCAGUAUGUGCGUUCUACUUCCCCAACCCUGCACACCACGGUGCUUCCGGAGGCAGCGCUGAGGGUGGCGCUGAGGGCGGCCACUGA
This is a messenger RNA of Alternaria incomplexa, 1440 nucleotides long. RefSeq lists its product as uncharacterized. Gene Ontology annotation, cellular component: fungal-type vacuole membrane. The record is from RefSeq and is a predicted model, not a curated record. Bases 1 to 1440 code for a protein of 479 amino acids. The transcript is spliced from 4 exons. Gene Ontology annotation, molecular function: calcium:proton antiporter activity. NCBI's taxonomy places the organism in Eukaryota, Fungi, Ascomycota, Dothideomycetes, Pleosporales, Pleosporaceae. Gene Ontology annotation, biological process: calcium ion transmembrane transport; intracellular calcium ion homeostasis.